GUAAUUUCAUCUUAAGAAGCCCGGAAAAGUACAAAUUUGCUCCUCAAACAACGAUAAGUUGAGUUAAGGAUUGAUAUGUGUUAUAAACAGAAUGGCAUAUUGGAACUGGCCACUUUUCUCAUUUUGGCUUUCAUGCUCGUCGGCUGCUUGUGCGAACAGCAUACUAGCCACCUCAACAACAAAGACUAUCAACAACCGCACUUUGAUUCAGUCAUUUUGAGUGGUCCRCCACUAAAUAACAUCCAUCAAGUAAAUCAACACGCUGAUGUACURCAUUCAAAAAACAACCGUAGUUUAGCUAUCCGGCCUUCGAGUAGUGCGCAUGACAAGGGAAUAACAAAAAYUGUUGGCAACAACACUGGUCAAGAUAAUAACUUGAAAAUUAAACUCAAAAAGGACCAAGAGAUUGGCCUUCUUCCAGCGCUGCAGAAAAACCYUUUGAUUCAAAACCUGAUGAAUGCCGAAUCUAAUUCGACAAACGAAAUCAACAUGACUAUCUACGUCAUAAAACAGACCAAAGACCUCAAUCACACACGCCUCAACACAAGUAAUAUCCAUCAGGGAACUAAAAAUUUAUCAAGAGCUUUUUUGAAUGAAGGUAYUGAUCGGUAUCGGAAUAACAUGAGUCGUAAGGGGGUGGCUCAAAACAUCACUGUCUUUCUUGACACUCCUGAAAGCGUAGAAUCAAAUCCAACGUCACUUCCACAUAACGAUAMCCACACCUUUGCCACGAUCAAGAAAGAACAGCAGGUGUUAAAGAAUAUACUGAAGACAUGGUCUUGGAACCAACGAACACGCAGUCGCUGGCCGAUGAACAGAAGAGUUGGUGGUAGAAGACCAAGCCAAAGAAGACGGCCUUCUUCCGGUUGGCGGGUGCGCCCUGGUCAAGGAGUUAGACCACCUCAGGGWGGAUGGACAAGACCCACUCAAGGAGGAAAUCAAGUUAACAGUCUCAGACCCAAUCAAGGUGGAGCAGGAGGGCAGCCGAGUGGAGGUGGAAGCAAUGGAGGUGGGAGCAAUGGAGGUGGGAGCAAUGGAGGUGGAAGCAGCAGUGCCAAUCAGGGUGACAGUGAAUUUGAGCAAGAAGCUUUGGAAGCACACAACAGGUUUCGUGCUGUACAUAACGCACCACCCAUGMGGUUAAACAAUGAACUCAACCAGCAAGCAAAAGCCUAUGCUCAGAAAAUAGCUGCCCUUGGAGCUUUACAGCACUCAUCAAGCUCUGAACGUGGACAAGAUGUUGGAGAAAAUCUUGCUAUGGGAUGUAGCUCGUUUGGAAAUCCUAUGAGUGGUAAAAAAGCUGUUACAAAUUGGUAUAAUGARGUCUGUCAAUACAACUUUAACAAUCCUAGCUUCAGCAUGGAAACUGGACAUUUCACUCAAGUAGUGUGGCAAGACAGCACUGAGCUGGGAAUUGGUAAAGCUASCGGUCGAAUGGGACAAAUGCCUUGUGUUUAUGUGGUUGGACGGUACAGAACUGCUGGCAACUUCAAUAACAUGUUCAGACAACAAGUAUUGAUAGGAGCGUUUGAUCAAAGUUACUGUAAUAACKUGAAAAAUGACGAAAAAUAAUGUCGACUGUUUUGACUGGAAUUAGUAGAAUAAAACCAUGAUAUGAUCGUUAAUAGGUCAGCGCAGACACCUUUACUGAGUGAUAGACUAGUUUUAAUGUUAAAUAU
Molecule: messenger RNA, 1679 nt
Organism: Actinia tenebrosa (Australian red waratah sea anemone)
Lineage: Eukaryota; Metazoa; Cnidaria; Anthozoa; Actiniaria; Actiniidae
Cellular component (GO): extracellular region
Source: RefSeq, a predicted model, not a curated record